Phymastichus coffea is the source of this 624-nucleotide messenger RNA. RefSeq lists its product as uncharacterized. The coding region runs from base 1 to 624 and encodes 207 amino acids. The transcript is spliced from 2 exons. NCBI's taxonomy places the organism in Eukaryota, Metazoa, Arthropoda, Insecta, Hymenoptera, Eulophidae. Gene Ontology annotation, molecular function: zinc ion binding; nucleic acid binding. The record is from RefSeq and is a predicted model, not a curated record.
AUGGCUCCGGCGGCGCAGGUUCCCACAGCUCCAGUUGUUUCUCGAGUGUCGUCGGCGCGUGCGGAAAUCGCAUCGCAGCAGGGACUGGAGAAGCAUCGUGAGUGUGAGAGGAGGUGGCAUCCUCCUUCUGCUAAGGACAACUUGCCGGUUGAGGACGCUGCUUAUCGAGGAAAGGGCAAGAAGAGCCACGUGGCAGUCAGUGCCGUGGUUGCCCAAGGAGAGGUGUCUCCGGCGAGGAAACCGAAGGCGAAAAAGAAGAAGCAAGAGAAGAGGAAUGUUUCUGACACUGCCACAUGUUCGUCGGGUAGCGACUCGGGAGUGUAUCAGUGCGCGGCGAGCAGUUUCAUGCAGCCCGUACCAAUACAAUUACCUGGUCCUAGGGCCGACAAAGACCAGGGAAGAUCUGGCAGGGAUAUGCAGGUCUCUCAACGUCAGAGUAGCCCAAGGAACGGGCGAGAUAGAGCUGUUCUUCAGGGUCGAUGUUAUGGUUGCAAUAGAGAGGGCCAUAGGAUCUCGGAGUGCUCUGGUUCUGAUCGAGGACAGACUGGCCGGGCACAGGGGAACUCAAUUUGUUUCCGCUGUCGUCAACCGGGACAUUAUGCUUCGAGUUGUCCUCUAGGUUAA